Molecule: messenger RNA, 7636 nt
Organism: Amoebophrya sp. A120
Lineage: Eukaryota; Dinophyceae; Syndiniales; Amoebophryaceae
Source: the annotation of a GenBank genome assembly
CCCGCCUUUUGCGCUCGUCGGAAACAUAAGUGAUGGUUGGGAAUUCAUAUCUAGAUCAGAAGUGUUGAAAAGAUAGCUGCUGCUGGUCGGGAAAAAUCAAACUUAUAAUGCUGUCCCCGCAGGGGCACGGCCGUGGGCAGCGCUACAACUUUCGCGUGCGGCGGAAAGAUGUUGAUUACCUGCGCGCUCAUCUUUCGUGUGGAGCCGGCGGAACAAAAGCGGCACGUCGUCCUCUCCACGUUUCUUCGAGCCUCAGUAGUUGUGCUCUGGCCCGGUGUUUGCUUUUUGUUCUCUUACAGUUAUUCAUCUCGUGUACCACGACACCUGUUUCAGCCCUAAUUGAGCCGGUUUCUUUUCCGGCCGAGGGUGUGCAGGACUACUGGACCUUGCUGCUUUAUGACGUGGGGCUGCACGCGGGAGCGAAAAUUCGCAUAAAGUUGUAUCCUGUGUAAAAACGACGUCCACACCCCACCGCCAAGUUGGGAAGUCUGCAACAAGAAAUCUAGAAGUUUUGGGAGUCUUCACGCAUGAAAAGUUCUUUCUCUCGGUAUUGUAGUUGUACAGGUUAGAAGCUGCAAGGACACCCGCAUCGCGUCGAAUCGGUCUCCGUAGCCUGCUUCCAGCAUUGCAAACGCGAACACACGAUCGAAGUAGGCUUCUCUUAUGGGGAUGCGCAUUUUUAGAAGCAUUCCUGUAAUUGCAAAUCUGCAUGACAACUCUGGGAUGGGGACGUUUACGUUUUUGAACAGGAUAAGCUGGAGUCCGAGAACAGCCUGAACAGCGAGGACGCAGAAAGUAGCAACUGCUACUUGCUACUCGUGACCCACGAGCAGUGGUCGAAGUGGAACAAUGAAAGCAACGAGCCUUUUAUCCAAGAAAAAAACUGUGUUAGUGUAACUUUGUGUUGCAGAAAAUGCAAAACUGUUACUCUUGUCAUGCUGGACAUGCAUCAGAGGCAACUUUCGUACGUGUUUCCACGUUCUAGCUGCGCAUGACAGGUUUUCUGUGUCAUGCAGAGCAAACUUGUGAUGCUAUUCCUCCAAGAGACUUACACUCACACACUUUUUUUCCUGCACACGUUUCUCCCUGCCCGAGGGACAACUGAAUUCAUACCUGCAGACCACCUGGCGCAAGCCGCUGAAGUUGAGUAGCCGGACAAACAAGGACCCAUCGAUCGCCAUCAAAAACGAGUUUCUUUUCCACCUCCCGAAGACCGCGGGGCGCGGGAGUAGGCUACAGGCAAACCGGUACCAUUUGGGGAUUCUCAACCCGGACAAGAAAAUCUUGAAGCUCAAGCAUCAAAAGGAAAAAUCCCCCCUCCCUACUUAUAUCGAAAAGGAAAUCUGUGAUGCUGGAUUUGCGUACACAAAUCAGAUUUGUCUUGCAGUAGAGGACUGCACGCAGAUCGCCCGCCUAGUUAGGGGCCUUUUGGUGUAGGCGCCUAGCAUGGUGGACGGCUGUCCUGUAAUCCUGACAGCAUUACAAAUCACCCGCAUAGAGUGGCGAAGAGCCUGGAUUUGCCUCCUCGCAAGACAGACAGGAUUUGUGGCCACAAAUCUGCAUAACAAAUUUUCGGAGGCAUACCUUUUCGAUGUGGGGAGGGGGGAUUUUUCCUCUCAAUAUCAAGGGCUACGUAGAGAUGCGCAAUCCGGUCACUGUGCCAGCAGCGGAAAAUAUCCAAGAACAAAACACUGCACGGUGUAACUUUUUUGGAGGAACAGCCUUGCAAAUUUGCCUGGCAUGACAGCAAAAACCUGGAAUGCGCAGAUACCAUAGUACGUGAAAACGCCCUUUAAUGGACCCUGCGAUGCAUGCUAAGCAUGACAGAGACAGACGCAAUCAUCUUGCAUGUGGAGCAUCACGAAUUUACACUAGCAACGUUUUUUUCUUGGAUAGAAAAGGCUCUACUUGCCGGUCGGGAGAUGAAAUUAUCGCUGGUGUCCUCUUCUCGUCCCGCUUACAGUCUUGUUGAUGACCCGUCAAGUACAUCAACAUCCUCUCAAGGCACGAGCACGACGGCCGCGGGGCUCUUCGGUACUACACCGCUCGUCGUCGCGAGGGAGAUGACAAAGAACAGGAACAACCCCACGUAUGAACUGCAAAAGUAUCGUACUCGUAUAAAUGCAUUGCAAAUUUUCUCAGCAUGAGAAAUAAAAUUUGUAAUGCUGAUUUGCGUUGACAAAGAAAGUUGUAAUGCAAGACCUGCAUUUAUACGAGUACGAUACUUUUGCACAGGAUACCACGGGCGCGCUGACCAUCCAGCAGGAGCUGCUAUGAAAGUGAAAAAAGCCCCCACCUCAUAUUCAAAAGACAAUUCCUGUUGCUGGAUUUGUGUACACAAAUGAACUUUGUAUUGCCGCAAGAGCUCCUUGGCGGCAUACUUAUUCUAAGACCAUUUGGAGGGUACAACUCUUCCGGCUACCAGCUGAGCACGAGAAACAAGUCCGACGUAGGCGAACACGCAUGACAGACUCGCUGCACAAUGCGCCACAUGGAGGCCGUUUGCCUGUACGCAAGACAAAGCAGAUUUGUGGUCACAAAUCAGCAACACAAAUUUGCUUUUUGAUAUGGGGAGGGGAGAUUUUUCCUCACAAUAGUUGCUGCCCAAGGUGUUCCAGACCUGGCAGUACGUAAACGCGUGCACGGGGCUGUUCUAUAACACGCUCAGGUGUUACUAGAAUGUCAAACGUUACAAUAGCGUCUGGAACUUGUCUUGCAUGAUAAGCAUGACAGAAUCGUAGAGCAUUCCAAAUUGUGCAAUACAAAUUUCCACAGAUGCUUCUAGUGCGGUUUGGUUUCUCCGAAACUUGUCAUGCGCAAUCCUGCGGGACGAGUCGGAGUAGGCCUCCAGAUGUUGCGCAUUUAUAUAUUGCAACACAAAUUCAGAUUCUAUGGUAACCGAUUUGAGAUUGUAACACCUGAGCUGGUUAUAUGUUCCUUUUCCUUCUUAUGGGGGCGUCAGGAUUGAAAUCGUCAGAGUUGAAAUAGUUUGCCAUGCAUAAAAUGCAGCCCACAAAGUGCCUGUCUUGCAGAGUAGGCAAGUGAGGCAGAUUGUAAGCCUGUUGAGGGGUAGAAACUGAGCUGCUAAAGCAGCAUGACAAAAGACGUCUUCCUUACCCAAACAGCAUGAGAGACUGGAUUUCGGGGCUACCCAAAUUUGUCAUGCGCCACUUGGAAACUGGGCUCCAACUGGCAUCCGUUUUAUGCAUCACAAAUUAUUUCAACUUUGACGAUUUCAAUCCUGACACUACCAUACUUCUUUUCAGCACGAAGUGGCGGUUUUCGGACCAGUAUCCUGUGCAAAAGCAUCGCACUCGUAGUAAUUGCGUUUAUGCAUUACAAAUUUCUUUCUCAAGGCAAAUCAGCAUUACAAACUGAAUUUGUAAUGCUGGGGGAAUUUGUAAUGCAAUUUCUACUACUACGAUACAGUACUUUUGCAGUUCAUAACCAGCUGAUCCGAAAUGAUCAGAGCGGUCUAUCCGGUGCAAAAGUAUCGUACUCGUAUUGCAAUCAUGCAUUACAAAUCCUUUUGCUACGGUAAAUCUGCAUUACAAACGGACAAAAAUCUAUGGAGAAACAUCAUCAGCGGCAUUAGUUACGGCACAGCAAGAUCAUCAUCAUCAUCUUCUUUUUCUUCUACAUCCUCUACAUCUCUAUUUCCAGCUCGAAAUACUACUACUACUACUACUACAACAUCAUCUUCAUCUUCCUCCUCAGCAGCGAUGUCGUUUCAAUCAACAACAGCAAGUGAUAGAAUACCGAUCCAGGCUUUAAUGAGACUACAAGGUCGCAAAAGGAUAUUCUAAGGCGACAGCGCCGAGCAGAAUAAAUUCAUCAAAUCUGCAUUACAAAUUUUAUUUCUCAUGCUGAGGAGAUUUGUGAUGCAUUUAUACGAGUACGAUACUUUUGCAGGUCAUACGCUCUGCAAAACGACGAAAGUAUCCCAGAAUACCGCCGCGCGCAGUACCUGCUGUACCGCUUUCGGGGAAACAUCCCCCGAGGCUACCUGCACCUCGUGCUGACAACCGCGUUUUUUUACAAGGCCUUCUCGAACUACCUCAACGUGGUUCACUACGAAUACUUGGAGCAAGACUUUGUGAAGACGCAGGCGGUAUGCAUUGCAAAUAUGUCUGGGUCCGGAAUAAACCUGUGAUACUGCGCUGCGCAUAAUUGAAGCGCUUCCGCUUGCAAUGGUAGCCAAGCAUGACAUGUUUUUCAGACGCCUUUUUAAUGUCUAGCACGCAUUAGCAUUACAAAUCGCGUUUUUGCAUGACAUAGGAAGCUCCUCUUCCGCUGCGCAUGCAACACAAAUUUUCCAGGAAUGCAAGACACGCAUUACAGGUUCCACUUUUUCAGACCCAGACAUCUUUGCAUUUGAUAGGCGGAGCUGGCCCGAGACCAGGAGCGCGACAGUGCGGACGGACGCAUCCCGCUGUAUCAACUGUAAAAAUGUCUGGGUCUGGAGGAAUUCAUAUUUGUCAUGCUUGUCUGGCAUGACUCUUAAAUCUGUCAUGCACGAAACCCAAGAGCUCCGUUAUUCUGUGAUGCAGAAGCGCAGUUUGUCAUGCAGAAUAGGCAACACCUAGAAGGAGCUCAGAAACUUGUCAUGCUGAGCCAGCAUCUGUAGCCUCAUCAUGAGACGCCACCCAGCAUCACAAGUUUCCAGACAUCCAGGGAUUUUUACAUUUGGUACACUGGUGCACUUGACAUCCAAGGACGAACGAAAAGCCGCAAGCACUUCUUAUGCAAGAAAAAAACUGUGUAAGUGUAAGUCUGUGAUGCAAAAAAUGCAAAACAGGUACACUUGUCAUGCCAGACACCCAUGAAGUCCUCUUUUCAUGUGUGUUUUCACGUACUAGCAUUGCAUGACAGGCUUUCUCUCUCGUGCAGAGCAAAUUUGUAAUGCUGGCACUCCAAGAGACCUACACUAACACAGUUUUUUCCCUGGAUACUUCUACUUUUUCAUCUAAGCCUGAAGCAGACUAUAGCAAUGCCCCGGAUGAACAUAGUUCCAACAUCGCACUCCAGAUUUCCGAAACCGCGGUAUUGUUCCAGAAAUUUCUCUUCGACUUUGUCCCCAAACUGUUUGAAAAGAUCGAGACGAUUGUGGAACUCGAGAUUUUGUUGUUGUUAUCGCAAGAAAAAACUGCUUCACUGUGAACUUGUGAUGCAGAAAAUGGAAUGCAGAACGAUUUGCCUUGCUACACCUGCAUAGAACAACACUGGAGUUUCAACCCGCGCAUGGCAAGUUUUCUUUGUCAUGUAGAACGAACUUGUGAUGCGAAACUCGCAAAAUCGUUACAGUGAAAGAACACUUUUUUCUCACGAUAGUUGUUUGCCCUGGGUUGGAAGAUUCUGCGGCGACGGCUGAAUAUGACAGAAAUUCGAUUUCUGCUCGGGAUCGGCGUAAUUAGUUUCUACCUGGCGAUUUUUGUAUCAAGUGUAAAAAUGUCUGGCUCUGGAAGAAUGCAAGAUUUGCCAUGCAUAUUUUGCAUAACCCAUGAUGCCUGUAAUGCAUGACCGAGCAUCACAGAUUUUUAAAGGGCCUCCUGAUGCGUAUUCCGCAUGAGAAACGCCCAGUCCGCGUAGCACAAACUGCACUCCUCUUGCUGGUCAUGCAAUACAGAUUUUUUUUACCUUCCAAAGACAGCAUCACAAGUUGCAAUGUUCCAGACCCAGACAUUUUUGCAUAUUGAUACUUUGAGCUCACGUGCCAAACCACGAGCACCCUAUCCACUGCAGAAGUAUCUGAUACUCGUAUAAAUGCAAGUUUGGCAUUACAAAUCUCGUUUCCGAGGCAAAUCAGCAUGACAAAUUGCAUUUCUACUCAUGCUGAGCGAGAAUGUAAUGUAAUCCAUACUAGUACGACACUUUUGCAGUUCAUACACCUGCUCGGGCUACAAGCUGUCGCGGGACAUUCUGCACAGCCUCGCUUUUUUGGUGAUCAUCGUGGCGGUAAACUUCAACCUGCACUCGCUGGGGAUUCUAUCAAAUGCAAAAAUGUCUGGGUCUGGAAAGCUGUGAUGCUGAGUUGUGCAUGAUUGAAGCGCGUUCAAAGGCAGCCAAGCAUGACAAGUUCUUCAGACGCCUGCUGAUGCCUAGCACGCAUUACAAAUUACGUUUUUGCAUGACAAAGGAAGCCCCUCUUUUGCUGCCCAUGCAACACAGAUUUUCCACGAAUGCAAGACACGCAUUACAAGUUCCACUUUUCCAGACCCAGACACUUUUGCAUUUGAUAGAUUCAAGUAAGCGACAACACGGUCACCUCCGUCCUCAACGCCUACGGGCCGGGCAACCCUGUCCCGGAGCUGCCGCGGUUGUAUAUGCAUUGCAAAAGUAUCGACUAGUGCUUGUAGUAAUCGCAUUACAAAUUAGCGCAGCAUGAUGACAAAUGGAAUUUCUCAUGCUGAUUCACCUUGGGAACGAGAUCUGUAAUGCAUGACUGCGAUCAGAAGUACGAGCGCGAUGCUUGCUUUUGCGCAGGAUAUUCCACCGAAAGCGGCAAAUGUACUGGCAGCUCCGGGUGAUUUUUCUGUACUACUAUCAGAAUGAAGAAUCCCCCCUCCCCAUAUCAAAACGAGUUUUCUGAUGCUGGAUUUGCGUACACAAAUCAGAUUUGUCUUGCUGGCGAGGACAGAAGACCCAUAAUAUCGAGCCUGAGGAGACAGGUUUUGGCCUUGGCGCUUUGCAUGACAGACGUCCACACUGUAGGCGCAAGAGCAUGACAAACCGCCCUUAGAACGCGGCGGAGCCUGUGGAAUUGGAAUUGCCUUCAUGCAACACAGAGACGAUCUGUGGUCACAAAUCAGCAACGCAAACUUUCGAAAACGUGCCUUGUCAAUUUGGGGAGACGGGAUUUUUCCUUUUGAUAACUACCUGCUACUGCCCACGGUGUUGCUGUUCCUCUCCAUCACAGUCAUCGGCGGGGGGACGUAUGACACCGGCGGCGUGAACAGCUCGGACUGGCAGAGCUACUGGAUUUACGUGGCCUUGAAGGAGUUCGGGUCUUGGCUGCUUCUGGCAAUGCUGGCGUACAGUUUUCGGCCGGACGGAUCAAAAUUCAUGAUUUUCUCGGAGGUGGUGAAUGAAGAGAAUAACGGCACGGCCGGCUUGAAUAGCGAAGACGAUUCGGAAGCGGGGGAGGAAUUCGAGCAACAAGAGGGAGUUCUAGAAACUGCGCCAGCAACAAAUAUAUGAAAUGCAAAAGCAUCGUACCAGUAUGAAUUGCAAUACAAAUUGGUAUUGGCUCAGCAUUACAAAUUGAAUUUGUAAUGCGGAUUUGCCCUGACAAAAAAAUUUGUAAUGCAUAAACGCAAUUAGUACGAGUACGAUACUUUUGCACAGGAUAAAAUACAAAUACAGCCGUCGCAUCCAAUGGAGGACGAGACCACCACCAACCGGCAGGAGGGUCAUCUACUAUCGUGAAAAAAAAAGUGUUACAGUUACACACCCUAAUGGGGGACAAGCAAGACAGACUACCUCUGUCAUGCAGGAAAUGCUUGCCAGCCUCAUUUCAUUCGUGUUUUCCUUUAUAGUCUGCGAACCUUCACAGGUUUUUUUGGUUUUCUUAGCCAUGUCGAGCAAUUUACUUUGUGAUGCAGAAACUCCAACAACUGUGUAACUGUAACGCUUUUUU